CUGUGUCUGGCUGUCCCUGGGAAAACUGUGAGGUGGUGCACCAUCUCAGAUCAUGAGGCCAGUAAGUGCUCCAGUUUCAGUGACAAUAUGAAAAGAGUCCUUCCAGCGGAUGGUCCUCACAUCACCUGUGUGAAGAGAACCUCUCACCUCGAAUGUAUCAAGGCCAUUAUGGCAAACGAAGCAGAUGCUGUGACCCUCGAAGCAGGUUUUGUGCUUGAAGCGGGGCUGCCCCCCUUCAACCUGAAGCCUGUCGUGGCAGAAUUCCAUGGAUCAAAAAUUGAUCCACACACCUCCCAUUAUGCUGUGGCCGUGGUGGAGAAGGGCAGUGACUUCCAGCUGAAACAGCUCCAAGGCAAGAGGUCCUGCCACACGGGCCUAGGAUGGUCGGCUGGGUGGUACAUCCCCAUGGGGAUACUUCUUCCUUCUGACUCUGUUGAAGAAGCCGCAGCAGAAAUGGCCCAGUUCUUCUCCGGCAGCUGUGUCCCCUGUGCGAACAGGGAGGUGUUCCCCAAGCUGUGCCAACUGUGUGCAGGGAAAGGGACAAACAAGUGUGCCUGCUCCUUCCAGGAACCAUACUUCGGCUACGCAGGCGCCUUCAAGUGUCUGCAGGAUGGUGUAGGGGAUGUGGCCUUCGUGAGGCAUAUGACAGUGUUUGAGAACCUGGCAAACAGGACUGACCGUGAGCGGUAUGAGUUGCUCUGCCUGGACAACAGCCGGAUGCCUGUGGAUAAAUACAGGGAGUGCAACCUGGGCCUUUUCCCUUCUCAUGCUGUCGUGGCUCGAAACGUGGGGGGCAAAGACGACUUGAUCUGGGAGGUUCUCAACCAGGCCCAGGAACAUUUUGGAAAAGACAAGUCGACAGAAUUCCAGCUCUUUGCCUCUCCUCAUGGGAAGGACUUGCUGUUUACAGAUGAUACCCGUGGGUUUUUAAGAGUGCCUCCUAAGAUGGACGCCAAGCUAUACGUGGGAUACGAAUAUUUUGCUGCCAUUCAGCGUCAUAGGAUAGGUAUGGAAGACACCCAGAGGGUGCUAUGGUGUUCAGUGGGCCACCAUGAGAGGGUCAAGUGUGAUGAGUGGAGUGUCCUAAGCGGUGGUGCCUUACAGUGCACCAUAGAGGAGACCACUGAGGACUGCAUCGCCGCCAUCGCAAAAGGAGAGGCUGAUGCCAUGACUUUGGAUGGAGGCUUCAUCUACACAGCGGGCCAUUGUGGUCUGGUACCUGUCCUGGCAGAGAACUACAUGCCUACGGAUGGGUCUACGUGUGUAAAUACACCCGUGGUAGGUCACUACGUCGUGGCAGUGGUUAAGAAAUCAGAUCCCUACAUCACUUGGGGCUCUCUGCAAGGCAGGAGGUCCUGCCACCCCGCAGUUGGUACUUCUGCAGGCUGGAUCAUCCCCAUGGGUUUGAUAUACAACAAAACCAGGUCCUGUAAAUUUGAUGAAUUCUUCAGUCAAAGCUGUGCCCCUGGGUCUGACCCAGAUUCCAGUCUCUGCGCUCUGUGCAGUGGUGGCAGCAGCCCAGCCCACACCUGUGCCCCCAACCACCACGAGAGAUACUAUGGCUUCAGCGGGGCAUUCAGGUGUCUGGUUGAAAAGGGAGACGUGGCCUUUGUGAAGGAGAUCACAGUCUUCCAGAACACUGACGGAAAGAACCCUGAAGCAUGGGCUAAAGAUCUGAAGCUGGAUGACUUUGAGCUGCUGUGCCUUGAUGGUACCAGGAAGCCUAUGACUGAAGCUUGGAGGUGCCACCUGGCCAUAGUCCCAAAUCAUGCUGUGGUCUCAAGGAAAGAUAAGGCAGCUUUUGUUCGCAGAAUGCUCUUCAAUCAACAGGAGCUCUUUGGAAGAGGUGGGUUUGAAUACAGGAUGUUCCAGAUGUUUCAGUCCUCAACUAAGGACCUGCUGUUCAGCGAUGACACGGCAUGUUUGGCUAACCUUCAGGAUAAAACAACUUACCGAAAGUACUUAGGACCAGAGUAUCUUACGGCCAUUGCUAACAUGGGACAAUGCUUACACUCUGAACUUCAAGAUGCCUGUACAUUCCAUGUACAUUAAAAACUGAUCAAAGUGGGCAACCACAGAUACUCAGUGCCUGCAAAUAUGGUGGGGACACAUCCUCACUUGUCUGCAUGUGGGCCUCUGUUAACCUCAGUUGUUUUAUAUAAUUAUGUGCUGUAACUGAUACAAAAAUUAAAAUGAAUAAAAAUUAUUGUGUCUUCUCAGAAAACUUCGUUA
Odobenus rosmarus divergens (Pacific walrus) is the source of this 2232-nucleotide messenger RNA. Its product is annotated as inhibitor of carbonic anhydrase-like. Lineage: Eukaryota; Metazoa; Chordata; Mammalia; Carnivora; Odobenidae. Gene Ontology annotation, cellular component: early endosome; recycling endosome; extracellular region. Gene Ontology annotation, biological process: antibacterial humoral response; iron ion transport. Bases 88 to 2052 code for a protein of 654 amino acids. The transcript has 16 exons. The record is from RefSeq and is a predicted model, not a curated record.